CAGACUUCAGAUUGAUUUGCUACUCUGUACAGCGAAUACAAGAGACGAAAGCAUCCGUUCGUGCUCAACAUUAACGCACUGCGUUGAUCGUGUGAUCUAGGCAUUGGGGGAAUCUAGACAUCUUGAACCUAGCAAGUGAAUCACCGUUGCAACGAAAGGACAAUGGCUCUAUCCCGAUACGUGCCUAUUGGAUUUGAUGACGAUCUUUGGCCAACGUUGGCCACCGAUUUGGAGCGGAUGAACCAACAAAUGCGCCGAAUGAACAACCAGUACAGCAGUUUGGUUCCAAAUCAGCAGCCAAUGGACAUCGGCUGGAAUGAGGCGUUCAGAAUGGACAACCCCAUUGUCACUGACAAAGACGGCAACAAGAAAUUCCACCUCGAGUUCGACCUGCGUCAGUUCAAACCUGAAGAAAUCAACCUGUCCACUGCCAACAACGUGCUGACCGUUGAGGCGAAGCACGAAGAAAAAAGCGACGGUAGAUUGUCGUAUCGGGAAUACCGACGUCAGUACACCAUCCCAGAAGGCGUCAACGUGGAAACGCUCAAGUCCAAGCUGGCCCAUAAUGGCGUCCUAUCCAUAGAAGCUCCUGUACAGAAGAAACAAGACAUGGCCAUUCCCAUCAAACACAAGUAAAUGUUCAUCGCUAUGUAUGUCCAAGGGCGAUCAUCUAACCGCUGGCAGUGCCACGAUGAGACAGGGAGACGUCAAACCCGGUAACGCUCACAGACGUUUGUUAAUGGAAUAAGACUGUUUUCAUACUUGUAUGACCAUGUUAAAAAGCACUUUAUUUUACAAGAAAGUUUGAAGUUUGAGCAGUACUGGAGCAAAGCCUGAUCAGUAUUAGCACUUUUUUGUUCUUAACUUUUUUUGUUGCAUUACACAUUUCUAUGUGUUUGAACUGGGGUCAUGAAUAAUUUGUUAUUGUGUACCAUUUGUAUGGAGACCUGUGUUAAAAUAAAUGUCUGUAUCAUCA
Molecule: messenger RNA, 976 nt
Organism: Liolophura sinensis
Lineage: Eukaryota; Metazoa; Mollusca; Polyplacophora; Chitonida; Chitonidae
Product: heat shock protein Hsp-12.2-like
Exons: 1
Coding region: 163-636 (157 amino acids)
Biological process (GO): protein refolding; response to heat
Cellular component (GO): cytoplasm; nucleus
Source: RefSeq, a predicted model, not a curated record